Molecule: messenger RNA, 1125 nt
Organism: Belonocnema kinseyi
Lineage: Eukaryota; Metazoa; Arthropoda; Insecta; Hymenoptera; Cynipidae
Gene: Mpp6
Product: M-phase phosphoprotein 6
Exons: 3
Coding region: 494-961 (155 amino acids)
Biological process (GO): maturation of 5.8S rRNA
Source: RefSeq, a predicted model, not a curated record
UACGUCACAACAAGUGCACAAACGAACUUUCGGAGCGUAUUUAUUUCUUAUUUUUGUUAGCCUCAAUUGACUCAUCUUCAAUCAGUAUAUACGUUUUGCUAACAAUUCAUUAGUGACUUAUCAAUCCAUUAUAUUAAUGACGUUUUAAGAAUACUGUAAAGACUUCAAAGUGAAGAUUUAAGAAACCUAACCUCUCAUGAACUGUCAUUUCAAUGCCUUCCAUCCUAUCCACUUUUUUGAAAAAAAACUGCGUGUUCAGAAUGAUUAGACAUAAAAGAGAAGAUAGAUAAAUCAUUGUUCUGAGAGAACAAAUUACACAAUUGUUCCCUUUCUCUGUGAGGUUCUCCGAAGUUGGAUAUAAUAAGUUGCGAACACAACCUAUAAACUUUGGUACCACGAAGAUAGUACUUCGUGUUUUGUACUUCUGGAUUUUUUUCAUAAUUUUUUACUGAUAGUUUUUAAGAAAAGGGUGACAGUUCUUCAAAAAGAGAAAAUGGCUAACGAUAACAAGACAAGGUUGUCAAAAUCCAUCCUGGAAAUGAAAUUUAUGAAGAGAACUAAAGAUAAGGUAGAAAAACAGAUGUAUCAAGAGGAAGGCGAAGAAUAUUUUGGUAGUCAUCUCACCCCCUACAUGAAACGACAAACAGGCCAGUUCAUUAUAGAGCCAAGUUACGUUUUCUGCGAGAAAUUGAUCGAAGGACGAUUGAGUUUCCAGGGUAUGAAUCCCGAAAUUGAGAGGCUCAUGGAACUCGAAGAGUUAGCAAAAAAAGGAAAACGCGGGAAACACGAAAAUGACAAUGAGGCUGAAAUCUCAGACUCUGAAAUGGCUAAUAGGUGGUCCAAGAACAAAAAAGUAAAAAUCGAAGGUCAUCACACGAAAUCCUAUAAUAAAAAAUGGGAGAGACAACCGGACGUGGAACCUUUGCCCAAAAAACAAAAAUUCUUGAAACCCGAGGAUUAAUUAAUUCCUAGUUUUAGGAAAACUUGAGUUAAUUUUAAGUCAGUGACAUUUUUUUCGACAUUGUAAAUAAUAAUCUAUUCUUAAUAUUUUGCCGAGGCAAAAAGUAUUUCGCUUUUAAGUUUCAAGGUAUGGAGUAAGCGAUUAAAACUGAAGAUUAAAUGGAA